AAUGUUUAACAUUGUCUGCUAUUAUUUAUUACUAUUUAUUUAUUUAGUCCUCACUUCUCAAUCUCAUCCAUGCUUACUUCAUGACAAAGCAAAUGGCCUUCCACAGUUAUACCAUUCAUUCUUGGCUUCUUGCUAUAUGACAUAUAUCGGUGCAUUCAAUUUUUUAUAGUACAAAAAAAUUAAUAGAUAGUUGCUCUGCUGUUUCUAAAUCGAUCAGAAUCCCCUCGUGUCCUCUAUCUAUCGAAAGAUAUCUCACGGUAGUGGAAAUCUUAUCAAAAGAUAUCUUUCGAUAAUGUAAAUUUUAUUUGGAGAUAUUUUCUGAUAAUAUUUUUUUUUAGUGUGAGCAAUUUACGAGCGAAGUGCAACUAUUAUAUUUUAUAUUAUUUUUCUAAUCUAUAUAAUCUAGUGCUGUUCUGUGUUUUGUCACACUCUUUCCAAAGAAUAAGAUACUAAAUAGAUACAGCUCAUACACAGAACAGAAGACUGGUCCAUCACUCAUGUUGAAGAAAGAAUCCUCUCUCUCUCUCUCUCUCUCUCUCUCUCUCUCUCUCUCUCUCUCUCUCUCUCUCUCUCUCUCUAACAUAACAUAAGUACAUGUACAUUGACAUCUCGUAGCUUCAAAGCCAAAGGGAAAAGGAAAGUGUUGUUGAAAAAAUGGAGUAUUCAAUGAGACUAGUAAAGUCUCUCUCAUUUUUGUUAGUAGUUUUACUUGUUGUGACAAAUUCAAAUGGAGAAGACCCUUAUAGGUUCUUUACUUGGAAUGUUACCUAUGGAGAUAUUUAUCCUCUUGGAGUUAAACAACAGGGGAUUUUGAUAAAUGGGCAGUUUCCUGGACCACAGAUUGAAUCUGUCACUAAUGAUAAUUUGAUCAUUAGUGUUUUCAAUAGCUUGGAUCAACCUUUCCUCAUUUCUUGGAAUGGGGUGGAACAAAGGAGGAAUUCAUGGCAAGAUGGAGUAUAUGGCACAAACUGUCCAAUUCCACCAGGACAGAACUUCACAUAUGUUCUUCAAGUUAAAGAUCAGAUUGGUAGCUACUUUUACUUUCCCUCCCUUGCAAUGCACAAGGCUGCAGGCGGUUACGGUGGCAUCAAAAUUAGCAGCCGCCCGAUGAUUCCUGUACCUUUUCCUCCUCCUUCCAAUGAUUUCACUAUAUUGGCAGGAGAUUGGUACAGCAAAAAUCACACCGAUCUGAAGGCCAUUCUGGACAAUGGAAGUGACCUUCCUUUUCCCGAUGGACUUAUCAUCAAUGGCCGAGGUUCUAAUGCUUACACAUUUAAUGUUGAUCAAGGCAACACUUACCGAUUCCGGAUAUCAAAUGUUGGACUCACAACUUCCAUUAAUUUUAGAAUUCAAGGCCAUAAGAUGAAGCUAGUUGAAGUGGAAGGAAUACACACACUACAAAACACUUAUGAUUCCCUUGACAUUCAUUUAGGGCAGAGUUACUCAGUUUUAGUUACUGCCGAUCAACCACCACAAGACUAUUAUAUCGUUGUCUCAUCGCGAUUUACUUCUCAAAUAUUAACAGCUACCUCCAUACUUCAUUACAGUAACUCGGCAAAAACUGUUUCUGGUCCACCCCCAGGUGGUCUAACAAUUCAAAUCGAUUGGUCUCUCGAACAAGCUCGUUCUCUCAGGAGGAAUCUUACGGCUAGUGGACCAAGACCUAAUCCACAAGGAUCAUACCAUUAUGGUUUGAUAAACACGACACGUACAAUUAGACUUCAAAACUCUGCACCAAUUAUAAAUGGCAAGCAAAGAUAUGCCGUUAAUAGUGUUUCCUUUAUCCCUGCUGAUACGCCACUUAAACUGGCUGAUUAUUUCAAGAUCCAAGGAGUUUUCAGCCUUGGAAGUAUCUCGGACAAUCCAACUGGUGGCGGUGCUUACCUCCAGACUUCUGUCAUGGCUGCUGAUUUUCGAGGCUAUGUCGAGAUUGUGUUCGAAAAUCCUGAAGACAGUGUGCAAUCUUGGCACAUUGAUGGUCAUCACUUCUUUGUUGUAGGAAUGGAUGGAGGCCAAUGGUCUCCUGCAAGCAGGUCAAAUUACAAUUUGGCCGACACAAUAUCUCGUUGCACAGUUCAGGUGUAUCCUAAGUCAUGGAGUGCUGUGUACAUGCCUUUGGACAAUGUUGGAAUGUGGAAUGUAAGAUCAGAGAAUUGGGCUCAUCAGUAUUUAGGACAACAAUUCUAUCUUCGUGUGUAUUCUCCUGCGAAUUCGUGGAGGGAUGAGUAUCCCCUACCAAGUAAUGCUUUGCGAUGUGGUCGAGCUGUUGGUCAUUGAACUCGGUCGUUAUAAGCUUCACUAAUUCUCAGUGAAGCAUUAACAUAUACACGAUACUAAAGUAUCGGAACUUUCAGCCACAUAGUUUGUUUCUCUUCCAAGGCUUAACUCGAGCCAAUUUUCCUUUGUAUUAGUCAAUAUUACUAUAGAAGAUAAAAUUUAGGCCAUAGAUUGCUCUAUUCAUUUUCUUCUCAAAUCAAAAUCUAACUCAAUGGUUCAUUUGCUACAUGACAUUGAUAUGCAAACCAUAUGUAUUGUUAUUGUUGUUACUUUGAAUUUGUUGUCAGGCAUGGAACAAGCCAACAACUUUGAGUA
Trifolium pratense (red clover) is the source of this 2592-nucleotide messenger RNA. Its product is annotated as L-ascorbate oxidase homolog. The transcript has 8 exons. The record is from RefSeq and is a predicted model, not a curated record. The coding region runs from base 655 to 2277 and encodes 540 amino acids. Lineage: Eukaryota; Viridiplantae; Streptophyta; Magnoliopsida; Fabales; Fabaceae. Gene Ontology annotation, molecular function: copper ion binding; oxidoreductase activity.